AUGGCCAUGGUUUCUAAUCCAGUAUCAAGGUUGGACGCGCUCUCCAAGAACCGAAUCUCGUUCCGCGAGGACUUGAACGAUACCCGACACUGUGACGACGGUUUCAGCAGCGACGACAGCCUGAGCGAUGAUGACGACGACGAGACUUCGCCCUCCAAGGAUCCGGAGACGGCAGAGAUUGCGAGCAUGGAAAGGAAAUCGCUGAAGUACCGCAAGUCGUUGACGAUGUUGAAUCAACUUAAAGGGUUGAAGUUGACGAGUGUCGCUGAGAAUGGAGGCAGUGGGGAUGGUGCGAGUGGAGCGAAGCAGCCGACGAGAGAGCACCUUUUGGCGGCAAAGAAGAGUAUUGAUGACCUUACAGCGUGGGUGAAUGCUGGUGCGUUUGAAGGAGACGAUCCUUUUGGCGACGACGAUGAUUGA
Molecule: messenger RNA, 420 nt
Organism: Linnemannia hyalina
Lineage: Eukaryota; Fungi; Mortierellomycota; Mortierellomycetes; Mortierellales; Mortierellaceae
Source: the annotation of a GenBank genome assembly